Messenger RNA from Rhododendron vialii, 2698 nucleotides. RefSeq lists its product as uncharacterized. The transcript is spliced from 3 exons. The coding region runs from base 505 to 2379 and encodes 624 amino acids. Lineage: Eukaryota; Viridiplantae; Streptophyta; Magnoliopsida; Ericales; Ericaceae. The record is from RefSeq and is a predicted model, not a curated record.
CAAGCAAGCAAAUGGCAUACAACAUAGCAGCAGUGAGUGGAAGAAGAUAGCUUUUUAAAAGAACAUGGAGAAAAGCUUGCCAGCUCGUUGUCUCUCCACCCUCUAACUCCUCAUGUGAUGAGAGAGAGAGGUAUAGACUUUUCACUCCUCUCAUUGCUCUCUCUCUCUCUCUCUCUCUCUCUCUCUCUCUCUCCUUAAAAGGCAUCCUUUGUCUCUCUACACUUCCUCAACUCUGCCUUUUUCUGUUUGUUCUGCUUUACUGACAUUGAUCUAGCAGUAACUAGCAACCGCUUCCCCUCUUAAACCCAUCUACUAUUUUGAUUCUUUGAGAAUUCCUGGGGACUCUUGGAGUACUAAAUGUCUGUGGAAAAAAUGGGCAGUUUCAGAUGAAACCUUUGAGUUCAAGAGGUUUUGGGAGUUCAUGAUUAGUUCUAAAGCUUCCAGUUUGUUGGGUUUUCCUUUGGGUUCACUUCUCUUCCAUCAAGUAGGAUUGUAAAUGUGUUAAUGGGAAUAGAGAUGGAGUUGGAAUAUGACAAAUAUUGCAGAGUUGAUGGGAGCCUGGAAACUGUUCUUCCAUCUUCUCGGCCCCAUUCAGAAGUUGAUAAUAGAAGAAGCAUUAAAGGAAAACUUCCGCCUCCAAACGUUCUAUUGGGUUUAGAAGAGAACUUUGUAGAGAUUAAUUUCCGUUGCAAUCGUGGUACAUCUAGGCAAAUCAUUCCAUAUCCAGGGUUAGAGGGAAAUGAUGUAGUAGAUCGCGACUCUCUAUGUCAAAGCUCCACAGAAAUAAGGAAGUUGAAGAAGAUUGGAGCUGUGGAAGGUAGGAGAAAAAUUGACUCUAUGUUUAGCUCUGACGACGAUAGCUCCCCAACGGAAUGGAAAAGAUCUUCAACGAUGUUGCUAAAUCAAGAAUUGAUCACCGAUAGCAGAGAGGAUCACUCUGCUGAAAAUGUAGAAAUAGAGAAAGUAAAGGAUCCAAAGUUCAGAUCCAAUCCGAAUGUUGGUCCUAUCAGCGAUGGUAACGGCUUUCAGAAAAGAGAUGGUGCUCUCAUUUCUCACGAGUCGCUAUCUGCUAAACUGGCACUACCCCAUUCACCUUCUCAAUCGGAGAGUGAAAACUCUGGACCCAGCAGUCCAAAGGUGCAGUUCAGACCUUUCAGAAAGAUGUUGGAUCCAAACAUUAGGGGCAAUUCCACAUUGAGGAAAUCUCUACCGAACGAUUUCUCAAACACUUUCCAACUCGGUUCUCAGUUUGUGAAAAAAGACCUUUCUACUUCGGCUGUUCCAAGCUCACCGGCUUGCUUGCAUGGGCGCCUCAAAUUGGAAAACAAACAUGGGGCACCACUUUUUGAGUUCUCAUUGAAGUCCCCAAAAGACCUUUUUGUGGCCCGGACAUGGAAAACAGACAAUGGUCUGAAUCGGGUAUACACUUUUCACUCUUUUCAAAAUAGAAGGAAGAGUAGUGCUAGUAGUGGAUGGGGAUUGAAAGAUAGUAAAAAAGCGUCCUCUAUGGUGGGGCAGAUGCAAGAAUCCAGUUAUUUGUGUACGGAGCUAAAAGAUACUGCCGGGGCUUUCAACAAGUCCUUGGCAACUGAGUUCGUGUUAUACGAUAUUGCACAUGCAAGAAAGAGUGUUGCUGCUCAUGAAAGCCCUAAAAAGUCCAGUAAAAGUGGUAAAUCGCCUCCGGGCCCUUGGGAACCUGCAGAUUUGCAUCCAUGCCUUGAAAUAGCAGCAAUUGUCAUACAAGUUCCAUUCCGAACAGGGGAAAGUUUGAUGUUCAAGGGAAGGGUUGCAAAGAGUGAUCAACAGCAUCAGAACUUACUUGAUCUGUCUGCAGUAAAUGUGGUCACUCCUUGUGGAAACCAUGGUUUGCCAAGUACUGAUAGCCUAGGUCCUUCACCAUUGCUUGAUCGAUGGAGGUCAGGUGGAGGCUGCGACUGUGGUGGUUGGGACAACGGAUGCCCCCUUACUGUUUUUGGCAAUCCCCGUAUUCACAGUGCUGACGAUCACCGGUUCAUGGACAAUCAUCCGCCUUUGGAACUUUUUGUUCAGGGAUCAAAAGAAAAUUCACCAGCAUUGAGAAUGAGAGUCACUGAACAGGGAUGGUACUCAGUCGACUUCCAUGCACGAUUAUCCCCGUUACAAGCAUUCUCUAUCUGUGUUGCUAUGUUGCAUUGUACAAAAGCCUCGAUUGUUGUUGGCCCCCAGAUAGAUAAUCUGUUGUCGAAAUGCAAUUCACCGACAGUGUUCACCGGGGAGGAAGUUACAAAUUUUCUUGAAGCAGGCCAAGAGAAGGAAAAGAGGAAAGUCAGUAAGAAGAUUGAAGAAAUCCAACCAUCUGUCAAACUCAACCCACCGUUUUCUCCUAUUGCUCGGGUAUAGAAGAUCCUUUCGCGAUGUUACUGUCCACAUAUAUAUAUACCGUUACUUUUCCCUAAAUAGCAGAAUUUAAGCAACGCGCAAUGCUGUCAUUACUGUCAAUAUCCUCUGGCCCUUUGGAAUAUGAGAGAGGGAGAUUAAAGACGUAUUUUUUGCUUUUUCACCAAAUCUCAUCACUGUCCUUGAUCACCAAAAGUGAUGAGAUUUGGUAAUAAACAAUACGCAUGGACCAGAUUCAUCUUGUCUUUCUUUUCUUUUCUUUUUUUCAUCAUUAAUUCUCAUAUCUUUUAGUGAUCCAAUUAAGCGAAAGAAUUCUUUGUUC